Messenger RNA from Dentiscutata erythropus, 1242 nucleotides. The record is from the annotation of a GenBank genome assembly. Lineage: Eukaryota; Fungi; Glomeromycota; Glomeromycetes; Diversisporales; Gigasporaceae.
AUGGAAGUGGAAGUUAUAGACGCGAAACGAGAAAGAGAAGUUGCUGUCAAAGCCGUACUUGAAAGUGAAUGUACCAAUUAUCUUUAUGAGUACCUAAUACUGAGAAAAGAACAAGCUUCUUUCAUAGAAAAUUCUCAAACUGAGCAUGCUAAAUAUUUUGCUGAGCUAACUAGACAACAAAAUUUUAAUGAACGCGCACAGCUCGCUUUAAAUGCGUUCGAGAAGACUUUGACAAGCAAAAGUAUCCGCUGGUUUACUUUUGUGAUGAUCCGCUGGUUUCGUCAAAGUUUGUUUCCUUCAUCUAAGCAAGAGCAUCCGCUGGUUUGCUCUUGUGAUAAUCCGCUGGUUUUGGAUGAAUUAGAAAGAAAGUCGCCGGCUGUAUCCCGCCUCUGGAGUGAAGUAGCUGAAAAACUUACUCAAUUUGCAAAUAAACAGAAGGCUGCAAAUAAGCAGGAGGCUGCAAAUGAACAGGAGGCUGCAAAUAAACAGGAGGCAUCGACUAAAGAUAUGAAUUUAUCUCAUAAGCGAGGAAUUGAGGUUAUGAUUAAUGACGAAAAAAAUGGUUCAUAUAAAAAGUGGGAAGUUGAUAAUAUCAAUGUAACCAACCGAUUUCGGCAAUAUCAGAAAGCUGUUCUCGCGAAGGCACAAAAAUGGGGUUUAAAAUAUUCGAGCAUCUAUGAACUUCUAGCUCUAGCAUCAAUUAUGGUGCUCUGUUGGCCAUGUCCAUAUUCCAAUUUCACAAACCAAGAAUGGAAAAAAAUUACAACAACCAAUCCUUACACUUUACAAGAAUCGCCGUUACCACCGGAAAUUUCAUUAUCUCUUCGAGAAGCAGCUAGUAGACGUUUGAUUAAUGGAGAUGUUUUCAUGAAUAGCAGUGAAUCAGAAUUAAGUAGAAUUGUUGCACUAACGUUCAACCUGUAUUAUGGUGCUCCAUCAAAGUUGUCGGAAGAGGAACAUUGCGAUAUGUUCAUAUAUCCAAUUGCUCGUUCAUUUCGCAGAAAUGAUAAAGAAUAUGAACUCAAAUUAAAUCGGGCUAAUUUUAAACCAUUGGGUUAUACUCCAUUGCAGGAGAAGAUGGACCGAUUGAAAGUUCAACUAAAGGCUCGGAAAUCGAUUAAUCAACAAUUACAAAGAAAAGGAGGUCCAGGCGAGGCAGUUAUGUUUUUAAGCAUUGGUAACUCAAUGGAAUCGUUUUUUAUGGAUCUGAAAUGUGAUGGCUAUACCGCUCCUGGUGGUUGA